Messenger RNA from Knipowitschia caucasica, 1176 nucleotides. The record is from the annotation of a GenBank genome assembly. NCBI's taxonomy places the organism in Eukaryota, Metazoa, Chordata, Actinopteri, Gobiiformes, Gobiidae.
AUGAAGCCCUGGUAUCUCUACACUUUAGAGGAGGACCAGCACCUCUACGACCAGGAGUUUGACCUGGAAGCUCUGCUCAACCCCACACCGUCAAGGCCUGGGGUCCAGACCCACUCCACCCCACCAUCAGAGCCUGGAGUCCAGACCCACUCCACCCCAGACGAGGGCCCACUCGUCCUCACACCUCCAGAGGAAGCGGCUCCGGUCACGCAGCUCCGGCAGCAGCUGCAGCGAGCGAGAACCCAACUCAGAGAUCAGAAGAGAGUGAUCCGAGAAAAAGACUCUGCUCAGCUCAAACAGGAACUCACAAACACAAAGAGAGUCCUGAGAGAGACGCCACAGAAAGAGCAGGACACUGCAGACACACGAGUUACUCUGCAGAAGAAGGACAAACAACUAGAGGAGCACAUUAAGGCUCUGAAGGAGACACGGCUCCUGUACAACACUGCUGUGACGGACAAAGUCACGCUCAAGCAGGAACUCAUAAACACAAAAAGAGUUCUGAGAGAGACUCAAGAGAAAGUCAGAGAGCAGGACAUUAUGAUCGCUGAGAUGAGAGAGGUCUCUGUGCCAGUGUCCUACAGCAAGAGCAGAGGGUCUACACUGGACAAAGAAACUUCUUGGACCAGCGCACAGAAGAGAACGACAGAAAGACCAUGUGCUGAAACUGCUCCAGGUGAGACCAUGAAGCUGAACCAGGGACUGUCCAGGAAAGACCAGGAGCUGGAAUAUCAAGCCCAAGUCACACAGUCUUUGGAAUCAAAGCUGAAGAUACAAGAAGGACUGAUCGACGAGAAGGACAGUGAGCUGAAAACAGUCAAAGUGACUCUGCAGAAGAAGGAGAAAGAACUAGAGGAGCACAUUAAGGCUCUGAAGGAGAUACGGCUCCUGUACAACACUGCUGUGAUGGACAAAGUCACGCUCAAGCAGGAACUCUCCAACUCCAAAAGACUCUCCAGAACAACUGCUCUGGAUGUCCCCAAACAAAACCAGCUGUCCCAGACUGAGAAGCAGCUCUACUCUGAGCUCCAGUCCAUCCAGAGGGAGGUGAACUGUCUCAACUCCAAGAAUAAGGAUUUGGAGUUUUCAGUCAAACAACAUGAGGACCAACGGUCACAGCAGAAAAGACUCUCCAUCACAGACAAGAACAAGUGGGCGUCCAGGCGUCACUACUAA